GGCACCAACAUUCUUCAUUGCAGAAAUCAUUUUUUCGAAUAAUUAUUAGUUUUUCCUCGAUGACAUCUGUUGCCAACUCAUGCACAUUGAUUGCACCUCUGCUCAUAUUCAUUAUACUGAAGUUUCAAAUACACGUUGUUAGCUCCGAGCCACAGGUUCCCUGUUACUUCAUUUUCGGAGACUCGAUAGUGGAUAAUGGCAAUAACAAUGGCCUUGUAACUCAAGCCAAAGUGAACUACCCUCCCUAUGGUGUUGAUUUUCCAGGCGGAAUUGCAACAGGGAGGUUCAGCAAUGGCGAAAACACCGCUGAUAUUAUCGGGAAGCUUCUCGGGUUUGCGAAUUACACUCCACCGUUUGCAACUGCAAGAGGCAGGGAAAUCCUGGAAGGGGUGAAUUAUGGAUCUGGAGGAGCUGGAAUUCGUGCUGAGACGGGAAGAAACCUGGGAGAAAGGAUUAGCUUAGAUCAACAGCUACUUAAUCAUGGAAUCACAGUUUCACGAAUCAUCGGUUUUCAAGGAAACAAAACAUUCACAAAAGAUUACUUGAGCAAGUGCAUUUAUAUAGUUAAUAUGGGAAGUAACGAUUACCUCAAUAACUACUUCAUGCCGCAGCAGUACUCUUCAAGCAGAAUGUAUACACCAGAUGAGUAUGCAGAAGUCCUUAUUCGACAAUAUGCGAAACAGCUUGAGGCUCUAUACAAUUACGGAGCUAGAAAAGUUGCGAUUUUUGGACUUGGCCUUUUAGGUUGUACCCCAGCUGAAAUUUCAAUAUUCGGUGCAAAUGAAUCAGGGUGUGUUGAUGAAGUUAACGCGGCAGUUACAUUAUUUAACGAAAGAAUCAAGCCUCUCGUUGAUGACCUUAACAGCAAUCUAGCUGAUGCAAAUUUCAUCUUUAUCAAUAAUACUAAUCACUCCCUGGAAAGUCCUACUUCUGAUGAAAUUUCAGAUUCAAUGGUCUCCAGCACUCCAUGUUGUAUUGCUUCAGGUAGUUUUGGAAAGGGACAGUGUAAGCCAAACCUACCUCCCUGCAGUAACCGCGAUGUUUACAUUUUCUGGGAUGAAUUUCAUACUACGGAAACUUCAAACAGAGCAGGUGCAUUAAGAUCGUAUAUCGCUGCUUAUCCUAAAGACUGCUACCCGAUGGACAUUCGCAGCCUGGCUCUCUUAGGGAAUGAACCCAAGGUUGUGGUUACUCAGACAACGCAACAAUCAGUGGCUCUAGCGGAUGAAUAGAAGCUAUCAGGAGUGUAACAAAACAAUAAACGAAAUGUGGCUUCAACGCAAAUAGCUUCUUAUGGUGUAGACUACAGAUUUAUGUUAAAUAAAAUUCAUCAAGUUGUUGCAGAUAUAUAGAUAGGAAACAGAAGAAUCCGUGACAUUUUAAUACGGCUGUUAUUCGGACCCAAUCAAGUCAAAUUCAGUCCUUUUACGAGUUGGAGCUUUUUUUUUUUUUGACAAGUCUGAGUUGAGCUUUAAAAUAAUUAAGUCUCAAAUGUGAGAUGUAUGCCCGAGCUCGGCUCGAGU
Daucus carota subsp. sativus is the source of this 1523-nucleotide messenger RNA. Its product is annotated as GDSL esterase/lipase At1g29670-like. Lineage: Eukaryota; Viridiplantae; Streptophyta; Magnoliopsida; Apiales; Apiaceae. The transcript is spliced from 5 exons. Gene Ontology annotation, molecular function: hydrolase activity, acting on ester bonds. The record is from RefSeq and is a predicted model, not a curated record. The coding region runs from base 60 to 1232 and encodes 390 amino acids.